GUGGAUACAUUGUUUUUCUGCAAAUUAAAUUUAAUUCUGCGCUGGAGUUGGUCGAAAAUUUGGUAUACAAGUUAAUCAUAAAGUAUGUGCUUUCGAAUAGGUUGAGUCGAAUUGAGUUAAUGAAAUUUGCGUACCCCGAGUGUAGCUUCGUUUAGGGCAAACUAUUGAAAGGAAGCCGGGUUUGUAAUAAACCACCGAUAAUGACCCAACCAAAGCUUUUGCAUCUAGGCCGCAGUCUAGAUGAUUUGGAAAAACACUAUCAGUUUCCGAAAUCAGUUACCAACAAAAAAGUUAUGCUGUUAUGUUCCAGUGCCAACACAUUGAAGCAACGCGCAGAUAUAUGCUAUUUAGAUCGAGAUGAAGAGCUGGCUUUUGUUUACUAUAUGAAGUACAUGAACCUGAUAAAAAUCAUCAAGGAAAACAAGGAAUAUAGAGAGAAAAAAUCUCUAAUUCAUUCAGCGUUGGGAACAAACAGCGAACUACUAUCCAUUUACGGCAAAUUGGAAAAACUUAAGGGCAGCUUAGAACGUCGGUACGCUGAGCUAAGGAAGCCGGAAAAAGAAAUUAAUGGGGUACGAAAUAUGCCGGGGAAUGCACCUCCAAUCACCUCACAUGUGAAACAUUCAAUCGAUGUCAAGGAAUUGUUUGACAUGAUAAACAGCAAUCAGCUCAGCGUGUUGAUUGUGGAUUGUCGCCCAGCGAAAGAUUUUGACAAUUCUCAUAUACGGUAUCAGUACAUUGUCAAUGUACCUGAACAUUUGCUGGUGGCCGGAAUGACCGCCGGGAAGAUUCACGACCAGUUGGAGCCCCCAUCGAAGACCAUGUGGACUUCUCGUAAAGUUAAGGAACACAUAGUGUUGAUGGAUUACAACAGCCAGAAUGUGCCAGCGAAGGAUACUCCGUUGUGGAUUCUGCAGGAUGUUUUGAAUAACUGGGAUCAGGAUGUUGCGUACAAGAAUGCUCUACUUAAGGUGGAAGGUGGAUACGAGGCGUUCCAACUAAGCUACCCAAUGUGUUGUACAAAUCCCAGUUAUUCACCGCCCGUUACAAUAAUGAACGAUUAUGCUCGACUUGAGGACAUCGAAUAUCCCAACAUCAGUGACAUACGGAUGAAGGAUGAUAGCUUUGGGUCCCAACCAAGUCGCCCGGUAGUGGACCGGAAUAGUAAAGCAGCAGCGCUGCAUGUUUAUGAGGCCAAAAGUAAACCGAUCACGGAAAUCUUAGACGAACAGGAGAAACUUAUCGAUAAGACGCUUCAAAAUGAGAUCGCGAUGCUUACGGCUGAGAAUGAGUUGGAACAAAUCCAGGACGAGGAAGAAAAGGCGAUGUCUGAUGCUGAGGAGAAAAAAAUGCUCCAACAACAGGCCACUGAAUUGGCCUAUAAACUUAUGCAGUUGGAAAACUCGAAGAAAGACUAUAUGACUGAAAACAAAAACCUGCGUGAGCAGAUUCACAAGUAUGAGGAGAUUGAAAAGGGUUUGACGGAACGGGGUGAACGUAUUUCAGCGCGGGAAGCUGCAAUACUGGCCGACGAGGCCCGCAUCAGAAGAAUGAAAGAAAAAGAGGAAGAACAGAAACGAAUCGAAAUCAAGCGCGAUCAUCAGGCUAAAGAACGUGAAUCUAAGCUAAAAAUUGCCAAGGAACACAAGCGCCACCUGGUGGAGAGUAAGGACGACACGGAAACCCCGCGGUCGAAAAUUCCUCAGUUUGAUCGCACAGCCAAGCCGACGAACGCAUAUCCAGAUUAUAAUCACAACGUUCAACGCGAUUUUGCUCCAGUUCAUGGGGUUGUGGGAUUUGGGUUAACUGGUCUCAAGAACUUGGGAAACACGUGCUACAUGAACAGCAUCCUUCAGUGCCUGAGCAACACAUUUUUCUUGAGAGACUUUUUCGUCGAUGGCAGCUUCAAACAGUAUCUCAAUAGGAACAACAAAACGCAGGGGAAAAUUGCAGAGGAAGUCGCCGCGGUAAUAAAAGCUCUGUGGACCGGCCAGUACAAGUGCAUUGCUAGUAAGAAUCUGAGGUAUGUGGUUGGGCAGUAUGAACGUCAGUUUGGAGGAAUUGAGCAACAAGAUUCUCAUGAAUUCCUAACCAUUUUGAUGGAUUGGCUUCAUUCUGAUCUGCAGACCGUAACAAUGAAGCUGGAGACAAGUCUUGAAAAUCGGCCGGCGUCCGAAAAAGCUUGGAUAGAAUAUUUGAAAGGCAAAGAGAGCUAUAUAGCAAGGCUAUUUUACGGUCAAAUAAAAAGUACAGUAAAAUGCGUAAGGUGUGGGAAGGAAAGCGCUACAUAUGAAUCUUUCUCCAAUCUCAGCCUUGAGUUACGCCCGGACUCCAAUCGAUGUGAUUUGAGCGAAUGUUUGGAUAUGUAUUUCAACGGCGAACACAUACGGGGUUGGAGUUGUCCCCAGUGCAGAAGCAAUCAGGAUGCCAUAAAAAAACUGGAUAUCUCCCGGCUGCCGUCGAUACUGGUUAUCCACUUCAAACGGUUUUAUGCCGAUCCGGACUCGAUGACAACUGUGUACAAGAAAAAGCAAAACUACGUAAAAUUCCCACUAUCAGAGUUGGAUAUGUCGACACAUAUCGCUCCAUCUGAGUUGAAUCGCAAUCAAAGGCUGAGAAGUCAUCGGUAUCAUCUGUACGGCGUUUCGAACCAUUAUGGUUCGAUGGAGAGUGGACACUACACAGCGUUUUGUCGCAAUUCAGAAUUUCAGAAAUGGUACAAAUUCGAUGAUCACACCGUUUCGAGCCUUGACACGUCGGAUGUAUGUUCCAGUGCAGCUUAUAUUCUAUUUUACUCGUUGAAACCGACGUCCGACAUGUAAAUACAAGAGAGAACACCGGCUUUUCAAACCAAUAAUUCCAAAUUCUCCGCAUAUUGACGCCUUUGUGUGAAUCUGUGUAUAUCAACCAAGGGAGGGUCAUCAUUGACAGUUGUACUGUGAUCGUGAAUCAAAUAGUUUUGAAAGAUAUAUCAGAAACGUUAGCAGACAGAGAAGUUAAGUUAUUUAGAUAUAUUUUACGAGACGAAUCGAACUGUUUGAGCUAUUCGACUUCAAAUUCUGUCCUCGAUUGAAAGGAAAGAUUAUUUUCGAUGACAAAUAGCGUUUUAUUUACUAAAUAUAUAAUAAACGUUUUCAAUCGAUUAAGUAUAGUCUGCGAUUUCA
This is a messenger RNA of Toxorhynchites rutilus septentrionalis, 3164 nucleotides long. It is a transcript of the gene Usp8, whose product is annotated as ubiquitin carboxyl-terminal hydrolase 8. Bases 201 to 2822 code for a protein of 873 amino acids. The record is from RefSeq and is a predicted model, not a curated record. Gene Ontology annotation, biological process: protein deubiquitination. NCBI's taxonomy places the organism in Eukaryota, Metazoa, Arthropoda, Insecta, Diptera, Culicidae. Gene Ontology annotation, molecular function: cysteine-type deubiquitinase activity. The transcript has 11 exons.